Molecule: messenger RNA, 1200 nt
Organism: Microstroma glucosiphilum
Lineage: Eukaryota; Fungi; Basidiomycota; Exobasidiomycetes; Microstromatales; Microstromataceae
Product: histone-fold-containing protein
Exons: 4
Coding region: 368-778 (136 amino acids)
Cellular component (GO): nucleosome
Molecular function (GO): structural constituent of chromatin; DNA binding; protein heterodimerization activity
Source: RefSeq, a predicted model, not a curated record
CAUCUUAAAACCACAACAAGGUGAGUCAUUGCACCAUGACACUUUCGCACACAUCAGCUAUAUAUAUCUGACCAAGCAUUGCUUCCCCACUGCUUCCCAUCCACCUUCCCAUUGCACUUGUUCUUGUCAUUCACAAAAACGUCUCACGCGCGUCAUCCCGACCACGCCCCGCCACCUUGUCGGACGCUGCUUCCUGUCCGUAUCUCCCCUGUCCCCAUUCUUGGCGGUUUACCCCCCCGCUGCUCCCGUGCCGCGCGCCUCGCAACGCACGCAUCCGCCCCGCCUAAAUCCAUACACCAAACCUCCGUCGCCAUCAACUCUCCUUCCCUACCACUCCACCUUUAUCAAAACAUCAUACACAGCGAACAUGGCCAGAACCAAGCAGACCGCACGAAAGUCCACCGGUGGAAAGGCUCCCCGAAAGCAGCUCGCUACCAAGGCUGCCCGCAAGUCGGCACCAGCUGCCGGAGGUGUCAAGAAGCCUCACCGAUACAAGCCCGGAACCGUCGCUCUCCGAGAAAUUCGACGAUACCAGAAGUCGACUGAGCUCCUGAUCCGAAAGCUGCCCUUCCAGCGAUUGGUUCGUGAGAUUGCUCAGGACUUCAAGACCGACCUGCGAUUCCAGUCGUCGGCCAUUGGUGCCCUUCAGGAGGCCUCCGAGGCUUACCUCGUCUCUCUCUUCGAGGACACUAACUUGGCUGCCAUCCACGCCAAGCGAGUCACCAUCAUGCCCAAGGACAUCGCCCUCGCCCGCCGACUCCGUGGAGAGCGAUCCUAAGAUGGGAACAGGAUAUUGGUCUGAAGGGGGUGCUCUCCGCACUCUCCUCUAAACGAUCCAUUCCGUUGUACCGAUCCAGUUCGCCAUAUCUCCCUCGUCGCUUCGAAGACCUUCUUGCGCUAUUCCCAGACGUCUUCUUCUCUAGUCGACGCCCGACAUCGUUGUCGCGCCCUCUUUCACUGUCCUGAUUCCCUUGUACUUUCGAUAUGUUCUUCUUACCAUGCCUUGGCCCCUUACUAUCCACUUUACUACUUCUGAUCCAUGUUUGAUGCCCUUUGCCAGCGCGAUGAUGGUGUCAUCCGGUGGCGUACAACAACACUCUGCUGACACUGACCCCUUGGUCGUCAUCAUCAUCAUCGUCAUCAUCACGGCUCGGGACUCACAAGGACACAGUCGAUGCUGAGCUAGACGCUGAACUGAAA